Molecule: messenger RNA, 450 nt
Organism: Dibothriocephalus latus
Lineage: Eukaryota; Metazoa; Platyhelminthes; Cestoda; Diphyllobothriidea; Diphyllobothriidae
Source: the annotation of a GenBank genome assembly
AUGAUCUAUAUCGUAUACAACAUCGUGCUGCGUGAGCAGCCGAUUUUGGCCAUUCCGGUUAACUUGAUAUAUGCUGUUGUUGUCGCCUUUGGGCUGUGUCCGAAAGUGGGACAACAGUAUGAAAUAAUUUCUGCCUCCACUUUCGCUUCGGCUGACAUCGUCAGAGCUGGCUUUUUACCGAAAGAUCACUACAAGCGGAUCGCUCUUGAGAGUCUAAACGCAAGACUCUCUCAGAAGCCGCCUGAAUCGGAGCCAUUGGAAGCCUGGCCGGCACUAGACGAAGAUGUUGCUCCUAGUCAGUCUGAAGGCAAUAGUCUCGCAUCCUCUCAGCCUCUACUAUCACCGCCGGCCUCCUCCACUAGCAGUGCCAGCCUGUCGCCGUCAUCGGCUGCGGCAGAGGGGGAAGGAAGGCGAGAGGAGAACCGAGAUGCAUCAGCAUUUCAUGUCUGA